This is a messenger RNA of Trichoderma aggressivum f. europaeum, 2382 nucleotides long. RefSeq lists its product as uncharacterized. The transcript has a single exon. Lineage: Eukaryota; Fungi; Ascomycota; Sordariomycetes; Hypocreales; Hypocreaceae. The record is from RefSeq and is a predicted model, not a curated record. Bases 1 to 2382 code for a protein of 793 amino acids.
AUGGCAGACUCAAUCCCGACAUCCACUCUCUGCAAUGUCUGCACCGGCAUCUUCGCCGGAAAGUGGCAGCCUCAGCUGCAAGGCUGGAAGAGGGCCAUCAAGAGGCCUGGCGCUCCACCCGAUCCGUUCAACCCCGAGCCAGCAUUCGGAACGGCGUACGACCACGGCAUGGAGCCGUACAUACACCGCAGCGGCGCUCCACCGACGCUCUCGUAUCCGCACCGCUCGGUCGAAGAUCUGCGCACGUCGGGAGCGUCGUGUGCGCUGUGCCGGACGGUGGUGUUGUCGUUUGACGCUCUUCAUCCGCGGAACAACAUCAGCAUGGACUAUAUGGAGGGGCGGAAGCCGUAUGGUGUGGCUGCCUGGGCAAAGGAGGAGAUUGCAAAGGCCAAGGGUUAUGUCUUUAUAUACACUGAGAAGGACAAGACGAGCAAGCUCAUCUUCCGAUAUCAAGUUGAUGCGGAUUGGGCGGCGAAUAGGAACAUGGAUGUGAAUCCGAGAAUAGGAGAGCGCGAGGGCAACGUGAAGGAUGUUUCCCUAGACAUUCAUGGUAAGUUGAAAUCAAAUUGCGAAGAAGAUACAAUGAGAGAGCAGAAUGGGUUUCAUCUCUCUGGUAGUAGUAGUGGCCUUGAGCUGACGAGAAUUCCAGAUCUGUCCAAGGAGGAUAACAAGCACUUGAUUGAUUGGACGGAGCAAGGAAGCACCAUUGAACGAGUUCACCGGUUUCUUGAUGAGACGAGUGACUUUGCCAAGUAUCUGCCAAAGAGUCUUGUUAGAGAACUCCCGACACGCCUUCUCCAUCUGACUGCCGGAACGCCUGAGCCGACGGUGCGACUAAUCGAUGGAGCCAACGCUUCGCUCGACAUCAACACUCCCUAUAUCGCCCUUUCUCACAGCUGGGGCAAUACUAUGCCCAUUCAGCUGAUCGCAUCGAGGCUUGCCGAGUUUACCAGUGGGAUUGCGUUUAGUGACCUACCCGCGACGUUUCGUGAUGCCGCGGCUUUGACUCUUGAGCUUGGUGUCUCAUAUCUCUGGAUCGACUCCCUUUGCAUCAUCCAGGAUUCUGCUUCCGACUGGCUCCACGAAGCACAGCGUAUGGCUUCCGUAUACGCCUUCUCCCACCUCACUAUUGCUGCAUCAGCCUCCAAAAACCCUACCACUGGUCUGUCACCAAGCCCUCGCCCUCGAACCGUCAUCGUCCGCCCGACAUGGACCGGAUUUAUCCAGGAAUGGGGGCUGCAGCCCGGACAGACGCUCCGAAUUACCAACCCUUGGUACGAAGAAUUUGACAACACCAUUGUUUCUUCCCCCCUGAACCGUCGUGGGUGGACCUAUCAAGAAUAUGCGCUAUCCCCACGCGUGCUGCAUUGCACGGAUGGUGAAUGGUGGUGGAACACUAUCAGCGAUGGAAUCUACCGCGAGACGUCUACCAAACCAACAAGGUUCUUCACCGGCCCUGGCAGUAUCACCUGGCCGGAUAAACUCUCCUUUUUUAACAUUGACAGGCGUCGCCAAACACAUACGCCGGAUAUUUGGUUCUGGGAUUAUCUGACUUCUCAGUACAACCAACGAGCCCUGACGAAAAGAAAAGACAAGCUGGUAGCAUUUGGAGCAGUGGCUCAGCUCUUCGGUCAGAUCAACGGCCUGCCCGUGGACAAGCCUGGUGAAUAUGUCGCCGGCGCGUGGCGAAGUUAUCUGCCUUUCGGCCUGCAUUGGAGCACAGGGGAGAACGCAGAGCGUCAUGUGAGCCAGCCGGGCUCCGAAGACGAGCAGUACGUGAUUCCGUCAUGGUCAUGGGGCUCCAUAGAUGGACUGGUGCGUUUCCACGAUGGCAACUCGCUGAAGGAGACGCGAGACGAGCAAACCAAAGGCAUGCCGCGACUGGUGGACGUAAACGUAGUAACAGAAGGAGGGCAAUUCGGCCCAGUCAAAAGCGGCUACAUCAUACUCCACGGCCCAAUCUUUCGAAUCCGCGUGGCCAAAAAGCCAAGGGACCACAAGGAGAACGCAUUUUAUCGCGGGUUCAAGGUCCUGCGGAGUGACGGUACGGAAGCGUGGCAGCAUGAUGGGCAAGCUUUCUCUCUCGACACGUGGAAAGGCAGGUUGGACGAAUGGGUAGAUGACCGGGAGAUGUAUUUCAUGAUAGGGUAUUUUGAAAAGGACGAUGGAUACGGUUCAGGAUUCGCCAUUUUGUUGGAUCUUGUCGGGAAUGCAACAAACGAGAAAGGUGUGUUCCGACGGAUUGGAUCGACUCGGUUUUCUUUCGAUGGUCUCACGAAGCUUAUAAGUGAUGUAAGGCAAGAUGGCAACGAACCUCUGAGAGACGGGGAAUACAUUGACUUUGACCCCAAGACUGGAUUUUAUACUUAUAAAAUCGUCUGA